Messenger RNA from Syngnathus typhle (broad-nosed pipefish), 1072 nucleotides. RefSeq lists its product as uncharacterized. The coding region runs from base 39 to 1010 and encodes 323 amino acids. The record is from RefSeq and is a predicted model, not a curated record. The transcript is spliced from 4 exons. NCBI's taxonomy places the organism in Eukaryota, Metazoa, Chordata, Actinopteri, Syngnathiformes, Syngnathidae.
CUGAUUCGCAUCUACCACCCAGCUGGUGAGCAGCAAGGAUGUUUUUCUUUUUGCUCUUCGGCGUACAAGUGGUCCAAGCUUUGGAGGGACGAGCCUGGGGAGGGACUUACCCUUGGAUUGAGAUUUGCGCCCUGACUGGAGCAAAGGCCAACCUUCGCUGCGUCUUCACAUAUCCAGAAAAAAUAGACGGCCAGGAAACCGUUGUCCAGAGGACGCAGUGGUUCAUCAAAGAACACGACAACGAGCCUGAAGAUCUGAACCUGGACCCCGACUACGCCGGGCGUCUGCACUACGACUGUCACCGCGACCGGUGCGGUUUGACAAUCACCGAGCUGAGAGAGAGCGACUCGGGCACGUACAAGUUCACAUUCAUCACCAAACAAUGGGAUGGAGGAAGAUACACCGUCAUGCCCGGAGUCAAGCUCACCGUCACCGAUCUCAGUGUGCAGUGGUACGGAACUCAUGUCAAAUCUCUGAGCUGCGUCAGCGAGUGCAGUCUGGGGCCGUCCACUUCGUACGUCUGGUUCGAGAACGGAGAGGAGAUCCCAGAAGAACACUCGCAAGUGUACACACCGACCCCUGACUCGAAAAACAGCUUCUCGUGUGCCGUAGAAGGACAUCGUCAACUUGUGUCUCCUCCAGUGUGCGUGUCCCGCUCCUGUAACAUGGUGCAUUACGACACCAGAAGCGUCUGCGCCCUCAAAGGCGCCUCGGUGGACAUUAAUUGGACCUACAGCAGCUACGACCAGGUCAAGUCAGAGUUCUGGUUCCGUCCGGAUCGCAAACACUUGUGGACGAACGCCUCUGUGCCUCAGGACCUCCAGUUGGAAGAGCAGUAUCACGCUCGUUUCCAGUUUCUUCUCCAAGAUGACGGACAUUCCAUUCUGAGGAUCGAAAACGUGAUGGAGAGUGACGCCGCCGAGUAUCGUUUCAAAUUCACCACGCGAGAUUUCGAAUGGACGAAUAGCUUACCGGGAAUCAAUUUGAACGUCGCAGGUAAGUUCAAAUGAGAUUCAAGGUACGAAGGUCUCCAGCCCGAGCUCAUCUCGCCCGCAGCUGUGCAGGUGCGCGU